CUGCGGCUGGCGUUCGUGGCGUUCGCAUAAGUGACGAUUGUCCCCUGCGGUUGUCGUCGAUGAGCACGGUCGUGUACACGUUGGCGGCAAGGGGAGACGACAUCGAUACGUGAGCGUUGGGAAAGGCAAACGACCAUCGUCAGUGCGUGGCUCCCAAGAUAUUGCACAGCCACUGACGCUGUGAUCUUCCGCGUGGCGGUGUUUGUGGAGUCCAGUGGUUUGAUUGACAUGAUGUCAUCGGAAGCGGCGUCUGGGAUGGACGUUGACAGCGGGGCAGGGCGCGGCGGUUUGACGACGGCGGAGAGGACGGCUAUUGCUGCGGUGGUUAAUGCCGUCCUCUUCCGCUGCCAGAUGGCAGGCAAUGACGCAAACUUCAAAGCGGUUGUUCGUGCACGGCGCAAGCUGUUGGUGCUUCCGACGACUAGGCAGUGCUUGGAUGUGGCUGCCAUUUCCGACGCGGUGCUGGAGGUCUGCUAUGCGAUGGGGUGCGGGGGGAUUCCAAGGGCGACUCCACGGUGGUGGGUGAAGCGGCGAACGGGCGGCACGUGGGAGGAUCUGCGGCAAUGUGAUGACGCAACGGAUGAUUACUUCAAGGAGAAACUUCGAAUGUCGCCUCAUGCAGACCACAUCAUUGCCUAUGCACUGUACAGGGGGGCCACGGGGGAGACGUACGACAACGGGACGUGUAGCUUCGGCAUCGGGAGGGCUUCCGGCAUCACGACGGUGCGUGACGUCACGGCGACGUUGCUGACUGCUUACCCCGACAAGAUACCAUGGCCCACAGGUUUGCAGAAGCCGGUCGUGUUGCGCGCCUUCGCUGAUCAGGGGUUUCCAAACUGCCAUGGGUGCAUCGACUGCACACAUAUCUACAUCGACAAACCCGCGAACACCAACGGUGAGGACUAUUGUGACAGGAGACGUCGAUUCUCCGUGCAGGCGCAAGUGGUGGUCGACAUGAACUUGCGUGUGCUGGACGUCUUCGUCGGUUAUCCAGGGAGUGUGCAUGACAUGAGGAUGCUGAACCUGUCGAGGAUGCUGAACCUGUCGAGUUUGUGGGUGCGCGCGGAAUCAGGACAACUUUUCACUGGGCCGCAUGUGAUGCUGCCUUUCGGUGUGCGGACUAAUGGCUACUUGCUCGGCGACAACGGUUAUCCGUAGUCGGAAUGGGUAGUCGUCCCUUACGGCAGUCUCGUACAACACCCGACGGAGGCACGCUUCGACAACAAACAGAAGACGGCAAG
This is a messenger RNA of Chara braunii, 1241 nucleotides long. The record is from the annotation of a GenBank genome assembly. NCBI's taxonomy places the organism in Eukaryota, Viridiplantae, Streptophyta, Charophyceae, Charales, Characeae.